Jaculus jaculus (lesser Egyptian jerboa) is the source of this 942-nucleotide messenger RNA. Its product is annotated as olfactory receptor 52H1-like. Gene Ontology annotation, molecular function: olfactory receptor activity; G protein-coupled receptor activity. The record is from RefSeq and is a predicted model, not a curated record. Gene Ontology annotation, cellular component: membrane. Bases 1 to 942 code for a protein of 313 amino acids. Gene Ontology annotation, biological process: G protein-coupled receptor signaling pathway. The transcript has a single exon. NCBI's taxonomy places the organism in Eukaryota, Metazoa, Chordata, Mammalia, Rodentia, Dipodidae.
AUGUACAACCUGAGUGGCUAUCACACAGGCCCCUUCAUCCUCUCAGGCAUCCCUGGGCUGGAACAGUACCACAGCUGGAUCAGCCUCCCCUUCUUCUUUAUUUACUUGGUGGCCAUCGUGGGGAACAGCACCCUUCUUUACCUCAUUGCGGUGGAACCCAGCCUGCAUACACCCAUGUUCUUCUUCCUCUCCAUGCUGGCCAUGACUGACCUUAUCUUGUCGACCACAUGUGUCCCCAAAACCCUUAGCAUCUUUUGGUUUGGUCCCCAGAAGAUCAGUUUCCCCGGCUGUCUGACGCAGUUAUUCUUCCUGCACUACAGCUUUGUCCUGGACUCGGCCAUCCUGCUGGCCAUGGCGUUUGACCGCUACGUGGCCAUCUGCUUCCCCUUGAGGUACGCCACUAUUCUCACACCCAGUGCCGUUGUCAAACUGGCUGUGGGGAUCUCUUUCCGAAGUUUCUGUGUCUUUGUCCCUUGUGUUUUCCUCGUGAAUCGCCUACCCUUCUGCGGGACCCGUACCAUUGCCCACACCUACUGUGAGCACAUCGGUGUUGCCCGGCUUGCCUGCGCGGAUAUCUCCCUCAACAUCUGGUACGGCUUCUGUGUGCCCAUCAUGACGGUGAUGACAGACGUGAUCCUCAUCGCUGUCUCCUAUGCCUUCAUCCUCUGGGCUGUCUUUCGCCUCCCUUCCCGAGAUGCACGCCACAAGGCCCUUGGCACCUGUGGGUCUCAUGUCUGCGUCAUCCUCAUGUUCUACAUACCAGCAUUCUUCUCCAUUCUUGCCCAUCGCUUUGGGCACAGCGUCCCUCGCACCUUUCAUAUUCUGUUUGCCAACCUGUAUGUGAUGGUCCCACCGGCACUCAACCCUAUUGUCUAUGGAGUGAAGACCCAACAGAUCCGGGACAAAGCCAUUCUUUUGCUCUUUCCCAAGGGGUUCCAAUGA